Molecule: messenger RNA, 3030 nt
Organism: Pogona vitticeps (central bearded dragon)
Lineage: Eukaryota; Metazoa; Chordata; Lepidosauria; Squamata; Agamidae
Source: RefSeq, a predicted model, not a curated record
CGGGUGAAAGCCUCAUGGAAGAAGCGAACGGGUCGGUGCCCGAAGGAGGGGAGCCGGAGGGGAACCAGAGCCCGGCUCCCCGCGAGGAAGGCGUGAGGAAGAAAAAGAAAGAGCUGAAAAUCGUGAUCGUGGGCGACGGGGGCUGCGGGAAAACGUCCCUGCUUCAGGUCUACGCCGAAGGCACGUUCCCUGAGCAAUACGCUCCUUCAGUGUUUGAGAAAUACACCACCAGCGUCACAGUGGGAAAGAAAGAAGUAAUCCUGCAUCUAUAUGACACUGCAGGACAGGAGGAUUAUGAUCGCCUACGGCCACUGUCAUAUCAGAACACGAACGUGGUUUUAAUUUGUUACGACGUCAUGAACCCUACUAGCUUUGACAAUGUGUUAAUUAAGUGGUCUCACGAGGUGAACCACUUCUGCCGUGGAACUCCUGUCGUGCUCGUGGGCUGCAAAACGGAUCUGCGGAAGGACAAAGAACAUCUAAGGAAGCUCCGUUCUGCUCAGCAAGAGCCGAUUACGUAUAGCCAGGGUGAAGAAGUUUGCCAGCAGAUGAAUGCAGACAUUUACCUGGAGUGUUCUGCAAAGUUUCGGGAAAACAUUGAAUCGGUUUUUAGAGAAGCGGCUAGCAUCGCCCUGAACGCUAUGAAAAAGGCUAAGCAUCAGACAAAAUCAAGAAGGUGUGCCAUAUUAUAAUAAUCUGGACAUUAUAUGGACCUACAGAAAUCUACCUUGGCUAGUAAGAAAAGCCAUAGUUAUUUAAAAACAAGUUCAAGACUGGACUGGACUUUCAGAGAUCAGAUUUAUUUCCAUACAGGAAUUCCUGCUCUACUUACAUUUAAUUCGCCAAACGGCAGAAUGAAAUCUUAUGCUUUUAGCAAAUGGGAAACAUUCUCAGGGUUUUGUUUUAACUUCCACUUGUGAGAAGAGUAGAAUUUUAGUAUUAUGAAAAAGAUGUCUGCUAGAAUAGAGCAUUGUUGUUUCUGUAAUUCUCACAUUCCUGCUUUGCUCAUUUUUUAAAAGACAGAAAUAAUCUGUUGCCAUUGGAACAACUGUAGAAUUUGCACAAGAAAACAUUCAACACUCCUGUUUAUGGCAGUGUUAAGACAUUAUUUGAGAGAGGCCAGAAUCCUCCUUUAACUACCCUGUGCCAGAGCAAAAACUGCCAAGAUGUAUGUUUAUCAAGAUUCCAGGAACAAAGUACAUCUUUUGCUGAGUAACUCAUUACUCAGCUUCAAUUAUUUCUCCUGUGAGCACUGGAUUCUGUAAUAAUAGUAAUGUUAAAACAGCUGUGAACCUGUAUGACAGACUGUUCUAAUUGAUCAUUUGUGAACUAUAUACGCAGAUUUUUGUUAAAACUCCACAUCAUUUUCAGUAACUACCUCAACAUAGGCUCUGAUAAGUACGGUUCUGCUUACCUGGAAAGCAAAUUCUGUGUGAAAACUGAAUUGUUUACUCUUUUUUUAAAUACCAGACUUCUGAGCAUUUGUCCUAAGAGAGCAGAAGCUAUACCCCGAUUGGUAAUGGUUCAUUGUGGUUUGGUAUGAAUGAGAGCAUAGCGUACUGCAGUUUCCACCCAAAACCACACUGGUGAGGAAAUCUUCAAGAUUCUUCUGCCAAAAAUAAAAGAGAUGCAUUUUUCUUGCUGAGCUUCUUUUUCUGGGGCUGUUUCUUCUCAGGGAGCUAAUGGAUGGCUGAGUUAAGCAGCCAACGAGAGGCUGUAACCAAUAAAUUAAUUUCCACUGAUAAACACAGUAGAGCUAACCACCACCCACUACAAUGAGCUGAGUCAAAAAAUAAACCCGCCUGAUGGGGAGAACAGAAAAGCAGACGUUUCGAAUUAAACCUUACGUCAUAUGGAUGCAGGGGGAAGACAAAUGUAAUCAGGACUGAAUCAGUUAUGACAUGGAGAACAAAAUGCUAUGCCUGCAGGUUUGAAAUGAGAUCUUUAUACAAAGGACCAGAUCUAACAGGUUAUCAAAUAACAGCGCUACUCAUGGGAGAGAGAAAUCUUUUCCACGUUCUGUAUUCCCCAAGAAUAUUCUUCAACAAAGAAAGAGAGAAAAAGGUAAUGGGUGUUUCACUUGGAACCCUGGAUAAGACCGUUCUGUCUGCCAACUGACCUGUACAGGGCAAAGGUGAACUUUAGUUAAUAUCCUGAAUUCCCUGAAAGACUUCAGUCAGCAGAAUUUAUCCAAUGGCCAUGGUAGCAGGCAGAAAAAUCACUAGAAUAUUUAGGUUUGCUGCAUUGCAAUGAUAACCAAAGGCUUUGUCUCUGAAGUAGAGAGUCAAACUGUUUCAAGUGGGCAACUGUAGCACACAAUUCAUUGUCUGAUAGUUAUGCUAAAAUUAGCAUGUCAGUGGUUUUGCACUAUCUUUUCCACUUACUCUAAACACCAAGACAUAUGUACAUUCUUUAAAAAAAUAACUUCACUCUUGCCAUAUGUUUGAAAUUAGUUUCCAUCCUUUUUUAAAAACAAAAAACUUGGAAUUUCCUUGAAUUGAAUAUUUAAACCACACAACGUGAGUUAUUGUUUCAGUUCCCAUAUUUAUGAGUCAUAGAGGUCUUUAAAAGUGUUUUUUCUGUUACUAUAAAUCAAAUAUACAAGGAAAAUCAGAUCAUUUUCCUAAUUAGUUCGCUGGAAAAUUGUCUAAAUUCAAAAUUUUCUAGAAAAUGCUCACACUGGACAUGGAUGCCUGUCUCUCUGAAAGUCUUAGCUCUGCAGACAAUAUGAUCAACCAUUAACUAAUCAAACCACCUUCUUACCUGAGUGACCUCCCAAUUUGCACACUGAAUGGAGGCCUAAAUUAUUUUCCCUCUAUCAUCUUCUUAGAAUCUAAUUUGUUGACAACCAUCUCAACCUGAAAACUUUUAUUUUUGUAUACGGGAUAUUUUUAAAUGUUUACAUGCUUAAACUCUGUUUUGCAUCUUUGUUUUUAUAUUCUUUUAAUUUGUUACGUCUGUAGACUGCUUUUGGAAACAGUAUUUUGAAAAGUUGCCUAAACAUGAGAGAAAUAAAUGAAACUAAACACA